This is a messenger RNA of Ruditapes philippinarum (Manila clam), 4806 nucleotides long. Its product is annotated as leucine-rich repeat-containing G-protein coupled receptor 5-like. Lineage: Eukaryota; Metazoa; Mollusca; Bivalvia; Venerida; Veneridae. Bases 173 to 1582 code for a protein of 469 amino acids. Gene Ontology annotation, molecular function: protein binding. The record is from RefSeq and is a predicted model, not a curated record. Gene Ontology annotation, cellular component: extracellular matrix. The transcript has 3 exons.
UGUCAAAUAUCUGUCUUAGCUGGGAUCGUCUUAUCAUCUAAACACAAUAUAUAUAACAGUUUAAAUAAAGUUUGUCCAGAGCUUGGCAAUCGCUUGCAUUUUGAAGACUUUCCCUCUCUUUUGUUUCAUCUAUAAUAGCUAAUAAGGUGCUGGAUACUAGAGGUAAACAUAUAUGACCAUAGGUGCAAUCAAAAUGAGGAAAACCAUAAUUAUUUCGAUCAUAUUGCUUGCAGCAUUUCUUGAGUCACCUUCAGCGUUUCUUCUCGUCGAUAAUUGUCCAGUGUCGUCACCUUGCACGUGUUCUGGAAGUUCUGGAAGCAGCUACAUAAGGUGUGACAGUAAAAGUUUAACGAGCAUCCCUGCUAUUAAACAAUCUAGUUAUCAUGUUAAUAAGUUAUAUCUGUAUUUUUAUACAAAUAAGUUGAGCAUUAUUUUCAAUAAUGCAUUUAGAAAUUUUAGUUCAGUCAACGCAUCAGAAAUAGAUUUACGACUUGAUGGUAAUAAGAUAAAGACAAUUGAAACAAAUGCAUUUAGUGGGAUUGAAAAUACAACAAAUCUUCAGCUGCAAAGCAACAAUCUUACAACUUUACCUUUGGCAAUAGGAAAUCUUUUCAAACUAAGAAGUCUUAAUAUUCUUGAUAACCCUUUGCAUUCACUUGAUGAAUCAGUUAUGUCAAAUAUAGGCAGAAGUUUAAUUUCACUUAGCAUUGACUUCAAUCAUUUUACAGAAUGGCCACAUGAACUUCAUUUCCUUCGAGUGUUGCAUUCAUUGUCUGUAAAUCACAUACCCUUUUCGCAUUUAGACAUUCAUGCCUUUCAUGGCUUUGAGCAGACAUUGACAUACCUUUCCGUUAAGGAAUCUAAACUUGGAAAGGUGCCCUUUGCAAUAUGUUAUCUCAGUCAUCUAUCGUCGUUUGAGUUUAGUUAUAAUAGCAACCUACAGGAGAAUAAAUCCUCAAUUUUAGAGCCGUGUAGUAGAAAACUGACUUCUGUAACUACCUUAAAAUUAGAUUCGAAUAACCUCCAUAUAUUUCCAGACAUGUUUUCUUUGUUUCCAUCACUAACGUCAGUAUCUCUAUAUAAUAAUAAACUUCAAUAUAUAGAAAACAGUAAAGUCCCAAGUGACUCAAAACUUACCUUCUUAAGUUUGCAACUUAACCAUUUUGAAAGAAUACCCUAUGCAUUGAACAAGUUAAAAUCAUUACGAACAAUUUACAUUUUGGAAAAUCAUAUAACGACAAUUGAAACACCAGAUUUAGCAGGAUUGACUUCUUUAAUGAUUUUAAAUAUUAACAGAAAUCCUAUCACAUAUAUAUCGCCUAAUGCAUUCAGGCAUAAUCCUUAUCUUAGUUAUAUAGCUUUAGAACAUACGCAUCUUGACCAUGUACCUGUUGCAGUGACAAACGUCACGUCAUUGGCCUAUUUUUAUCUCAGCGGAGUGCCUAUUGAUUGUACUUGUGACGGUAUGUCAUAUUUAAAACAAUGGAAUGUGUCGACUAUUUCGACGUUUAAAGCAAAUUGCGCAUCUUCCUCUGAAACUAUUAAAACAUAUAUCAUGAAUGCUCUACAGGCAUGUCCAUAACACUCGUAUCUUUCAUCAUGCAAAUGCCAUAUAUUUAGUAUCUAACAAAAAAGAAAGUUAUUGCAUGUGAAAUAAUGUAAUCAUUAAUUAAAAUAAUUAUUAUUAAAGUCUUGAUAUAUUGAUAAACAUUUAAAAAACAAUUUUAAAGGAGCUCCACUGAGAUCAAAAUGCCUAAAAUUUGAAGUUCUUACAUAAGUCAAUUCAUGUACCUUAAAUGUAAACAAUUAGCAAAGAAUAAUGUAGAAAUGUAUUUAUAAUUAAAUAAAUAUGGAUUUUCUUUGCGAUUAUUAGCCCGGUUAAGUGAAAAGCCUUGUAUUACUUCUAUUUUUUGUCACACAAAAAGAUUAGUCUGAAAAAAGGAUAACGGAAUGACCUCAAAAUUUGCACACAAGUGAUUGGUCAAGAACUACAACAAAUUGUUCACAAAUCUUGGGGCAGGGGGUUCCAGUCCCGUCAUGUAAAAGCUUCAGUGGAGUCUCUAAAAAGGUCAUUAUAUAAGAAGUAAGGUAGUUCAUCUAGUUAAUAUUUUCGUAUUUUCUGUAACGUGGUAACCUUUAUUAACAUAAAACCCGUUUUAUUAAUAAUAUGUGUCAUUUUACACACAACACAAUCGAAGGUAUAGAAACGAAACUAUUCUUAUCAGCGUAUAAGAAAUCAACUCACUGGAGUCUAUAUUAAGAAAAACAGAAGCUACGGCUUUUCUAUUUGUCAACAGCUAGUCUUUGUUUAUAUUAUACACUAUAAAUAAGAUUGUAAAUAAAGUCGAUUAAGCAAACAAAAGUUUAUUUCAUGAUAAGGUACAUUUACAUGUUCAAAGUUAAACAGGGUGGGGUCACAUGUUUCGAUUUUUUGUUAAUACUGGUGUCAAAAUGACAUAAUGGCUUUUUUCGGGAUUUUGUGAUAAUUGCAUUGCAUUGUAUAGUUAUAUUAACUACUUUACCAUGUUAGAUAGUCAAGAAAAAAAACAGUAGUAUAAUCGCAUAAUAGAAUAAACACAAAUAGAAUAUAGAUAAUUUACCUGAAAAAUGCUUUUGAUUUUAUCAAAAGACAGCGUCAGUUAUUUACAUUUUUUUUGAUGAAUAAUAUUUUAUUUAUCUUUAUAUAUAAAGACAUUCAGGCCAAUAUAUUGUUUUAAGAUAUUGAAAAAAGGUGUAUUUGAAAAGACAGAGUAAGACUUGCGAAGUUAAGUUAUCACUCAGUAAAGUGUCAAAAAUAAGGGCCAUUUGUUUAGCAGAUAAAAACGUGUGAAAUGAGAUAGCAAAGCAUAUUUAUAUAGGGCAUUGAAUUUAUAAGUAUGUGUGUCAUACCAUAUCCUAAAUAUUUGUUUGAACAUAAAGAAACAAAGGGACACAUUUAUCCUUAUCAAACCAAAGGGAUAUUUGAUAAUAUAUACUAUAAGAAUGUAUAAAAAUCAAAUGUGAUCAUUUCAUGAUUCCAAGUACACCAUCAGAAACAUACAUGCAGAUGAUAUUAUCAAUUGAAACGAGAACAUUUGCUAUCUCAAAUACGAACACUGGAAUGAUAUAUAACUUGAAAAAACAUAAAAUAAAUGAGCAUUGCGGAAUCAUUUUUCGUGCAAUUUCACACAACUGAAGUGAUUUCCUUGCUAUAACUUAAUGUCUUCAGUCUCUUAAAUCAUUUUACGUAAUCCGUAUUUCUUUAACAUUCUAGUUUUUCAUGCUUCACUGUUUCAUAUGCUUUUGCAUAUUGCCUGAUUUCUAUUGGCUUUAACUAUGUGUGAGGUUUUAUUUGUUAAAUUAUUAAAAAAAAUGAAUGUCAGUCUUUCUGGUACUUUACAAAAAAAGGAUUGUUAUCCAAUCCAGUUUGCAUACUUUUGAUUACUUUUAAAUUUCUGUAUUUGAGCAAAUCUCUUUUGUACAGAUUGCACAUGUAUAUUUAGUAUGUAUCUGUGAUACAAGUAUGUUCAUAUCGCCAAUACUUUUAAACGUGUAGGGCGAGUAUAUUAUUUGUUUACACAUGAGCUCAUUUCAAUUGCAAUCAAGUGGUAACGCUUUUUUAAGAGGUUACGAAUAUCAUGUUCCUUACCAGACCUUCAUUAUUUAUUUAUAGACAUAUUAUUACAGUUUUAAUUCAUAAGAAUAUUUCUUUUAUUUCUUUGCUAUAUGAAGUAGAUUUUGUUGACAUUUGUAUGAAUAAAGAAUGGUACAUUAAGGUUUGAAAUAGGAAUACUGUCAUCACAUCAAGAAUAAAGUGUUUUGAGAAAGAUGAUUGUUAAAAUUUAGGUAUUUAUGGAUUGGUAUUUUUUGUCAUAGUCAAUGAUUGUAAAUAUGUAUUUACGGAUUAAUUGUUCUCUGAUUAUAAGCUAUGUUAUAAGUAUGUAUUAACAAAAUUAGAUUGGUCAGAGGCGCGAAUACGUACUUAUAAAUGUUAACCAGCUUAGUAUUUUAAAUUAUUUUUAUAAACAGCCGAUUUAUUAGACUGAUUAACAGUUUGCUGAUUUACUAAAGUAAAUGUGUUACGAUUCUUUUGAAAUACUGCGAUCAUAUUGGACAAAAAAUAAUUUCAAACACUAAGUUUUCUUUUUACUUUGCACACAUUUUUUUGUUAUGCUUCCUUUAGAUAAUAUUUUGUGUUUCACCGCAAACGUUAUGGAUAUUCGUUGACUAUGAUAACAUACUUGGCUUCAGAAUUAGUUGUAAUAAAAAAGUAAAAUUACAAUCAUUUGUAGUUAUUUAGUUUGUAUGUAUGUAUUUUGCCAUUAAAAUAAAUGACAAUUAUCUAUUUAAUCUUUCUUACUUAACAAGCAUAUGUCUCUGGAACAUUUAGUUAAAUAAUUAAAUAUGUACCUCUGGAUUCUAGUUAAAUCAUGUGAAUCAAGUAAAAUAUAAGAAGAAAUUGUAUUGGUUAAAAUAUAAUCUUUUCAGAUAUGUUUUUGUUGUUGUAACUAUGGUUCUUUCUUGCAACUUAAUGUGAAAUUAAGAUGAAAUAAGAAUUCUUCCUUAACAGAUAAAACAUAAUUGAUAUAUUUAUACCUGACACAGAUAUCAUCAUUUAUCAAAAACAAUAUAGUGAUAAAAACAUGAUAUAAUGGUGUAGAUAACAUUUGUAUCAUUGUCAUUAAUACAUCUAUUCAUAUUAAAUGGAAAUGUUUUAAAAAGCCAUCAAUCAUUCGGCAAACAUGUUAAUCAAUUGUUAGCAUAAAACAUGUAUUUUUUUGUGAAUAUUUUCUGGAGGCAAUAAAUAACAAUUAUUUACUGCGAAAA